CGUGGUUUGAAACGCGCGUGUCCAAGCUGAACACUACAACCCGCGGACACAACAAAACCCUUCAAACCUUUUUAUAAAACAUAAAACAUUCAAAAAUAUCCUUAAAAAAGAAAAAUGUGACGAAAACGCCUCGUGUCCUUGCCCUCGGUGUGACUUGGCAUAAAAACGUGAGGAGUACCCUCUCCUCAGCGACCAGAUGAGCAGUUUCAGUGCGACAGGGAGAAGAGUAAGGCCACGAAAAUUGCGCCCCACGGCAGUCCGGCGCGAGCGUACAUCGCCUACCACAAGCUGGGUGCCGGCAUGGAGCAGACAGAGACGCCGCCCCAGGACUGCGAGUGUGGCGUCCACCCCUCCGUCUUCUAUCUGCUGGCGACGCUGCUGCUCACCAGCUGUUCAACGGCGAUGCUCUGCGCGGCCAUCAUGACAGACCACUGGGAACAUGUGGUGUGGGAACACGCGGCGCUGGCCGCCCUGGCCAACGCCUCCAACACCGCCCUGCAGUGGUUGCUCGAUGAGAAGGUGGCUAAGAUCGAGGAGCCUGGUAGAAAAGGAGGGGGGACAUUCCUAGUUCCAAUGAAUGGGGGUAUUUGGACCAUGUGCGUGUCACUAGAAGAAGAAGAAGUGACAAUACUGUCUCGAGCUGGGUUUCCCACUGAGCCGCUGUGCACAAACUACCUGGCUGAUAAUGAAGAUGAGGAGCCCAGGGCUGAUUGGCAGCACCGCAUGCAGAACUUGUCGAUCUCCUGCGCACUAGUGUGCCUCAUCGUGCUGGGCAGCGCGGCGCUGGUUGGAGCUUUCGGGGUCUGCAAGCAUCAGAUCAGCGCCGUGCUCAUCACAGGAGUGAUGUAUCUUUUAGCUGGACUAUUCGCAAUGUUUACAUUAAUGAUAAUCCACUUCAAGAGAAUCCAACGCGUAUCCUCCCGAGGAAGUUCACAUGGGGACGACACGGGGGAUGGAGUGGUGGGGAACCAAGCUCCAGCGAUCCCCCUACUGUCCGCUAGAGAGUUUUCUACCUCCUGGUCUUUAGAACUAGGGUGGGGUGGAGUAGCCCUAGCAUCCUUAACUUCCCUCCUAUGGAUACUCCUUUCAAAGAUUAUGAGAUACAACCCUAUAUCCGCUAUGCUGUUGUAAAGUUUCACUAAAACUGUCAAUUACAAUACGAUGUUUUCGAUACCUUGAGAAGUGCAGCACUUAGGACGCAUUGUGUGAAAAGGAAUUUUGUGCUUAUUUGAAAUAUUUAAUGAAUUGUUUAUGUAUUUAGCCAGCUAUUGUGGUUCUUUGGAAGCUACUUUAGCACUAUCGUCGUGGUCUAAGCUGUGACACAUGGCAGCUCCAUACAGAUGGAGUACUAACACGCGCUCUUCUAUAGAAUCUUAUCUAUGUCAAAGUACCUACUACGUUGCCGUUUGCGAGCGUCGCCCGAGAGUAAGAGUGUCACUCGCCAGUGUUGUUUAUCUGCAAUAUCAUGUCGAGUCAAGGCCUUUUGGUGCCGUACUAAACACGACAAAAUUAUAUUGUACUUACUGAACAAUUUAGAGGGUGGUAGCCCCGCCAAGUCAAAAAGGCUCGGAGCUAUUCGGCGUAAUUUUGAAUCCUCAUAAUUUCAGUCGGGUGUCGUCUUAUUCCAUGUUUUAAAUGUAAUUUAAUGAAAUAAUUGUUUACCUACCGAAUAGAUAACACAGCGUAAAACAUAACCUACCAAAUACACAUACAAUAAAUAAUGUAUAAGCAAGACGAGACAAGGUUUUAACGACUUGGAAUUCAAAGUUUGUUGAUUUGGAAAUUAUCCAAAAAAGUUUCAAUUGCGAAAGUAGAUUUGUCAUCUCGCUUACUUACGAAUAGUGUAAUGAUUACUUACUGAAUUGAAUUAAAACAACAAGAUAUUUCAGCAAGAUUAUAUACUUAUGUUUGUGUUUAAAUGAAAACUCAAACGACUUGAGUUACUAGACAAUUCUCGUAGGCGACUUGUGGUUGUAGCAAGGUCGUGAUUACAUGUGCCGCACUUCUUAAAGUAAUAUUUAGGCCAUUUGUAUUCGGUUUACAGAUUCAGUCAAUUGGAUUUUAAACUUGAAUCUUAUUAAAUUGUAGACUAUUAUGAACGUUAUGUUUCUGCACAAAACAUUCAAAGCUUUAGUGAAACUGCCUUAAGAAAUAAAAUACAUAUAGCGGAUCAAGCGUAACACAAUGGUACCCAUGCGGGCGCACACAAAAGUUUAGUUUGACAGCUCCUAAAUUGUUGCCAUCCUUCACUUACAAUACGUGCAAGAAAGAGAUGCAGUUAGUUUGGGUCCAAAAUUAAGUUGGUGGUGGCCCUUUUUUUAUGACGUGACUUAUUGUAGAUUUGCCGCAGAUGGCAUUAACUACUUGGCCGGACAAAUGGGGAGCGCUGAAGGCUCUUACCCGGUACAACGUUUAAGACAACAGGCCUGAGGGUGCCCAGUUGGGCGCGAACCUCGGCUCAGGGCGUCGUCUGAGAGGAAAAAUAUUUGAAAGAAUUAAUCGACCCUAGUGGGUCGAUAGCGAUAAGCGCUUAAUGAGGGAAAUCGUCGACCACGCCGGCGGGGUCGGUAUCGGGGUCCUGAAGUGUUUGGUGUCGCGAGCUGAUUGGCUGCCUCUAUGGCUAGAGUAAUCGGGUCGUCGGGAUUGUAUUGUUGUAUUGUCCUUCGGACGGUUGGUGGUGGCCCGAAUCGGCAUCAUUAAGAAAUUCAAAGAAAAAGAUUGAAAAGACACUGAACGUUCUUCAUUUAAGAGUUUUAAACCGGUCAAUGACUAUGAAGAUAGAGGUUUCUCCGCUUUUUCCGGCCAAAUAGUGAAUACCAUCUGACACAAAAUAAGUCACGUGAAACAAAGUUUCUUUGCUCUGUAGUCGUCUCCACAUUAAUAGUGAUAUUAAAUCCUGGCCACCUGCUAGAUGUUUACUAUACAGAGACUGUGUCUAUUCUAUGGUUUUCGAACUUCGAACUACGGUCCCUCUUACCGCGUAACAGAUAAAUGCAAUAAUUGUAAGUACUUAAACAAUGUAUCACUGAUAAUAAUAAAUUUAUGGCAGUUGUUACGCUUGGUAUGCUGUCUACCGUAAGGUACGAUUCUUAAGGCGAUUGCAGAUAACAGUAACAUAAUCAUAGAAAUUUCAAUGUCUAUUGCUGCAAUUAGUCAUCAGCAAUUGCGUUCGGAAUCAUAUCUUAAGGCAUAACCAAGUGACCAAUAGGGAAUGGAUGAAAAAAUAUACGGCCGGAUUAUUGACCUAAUGGCGGGAAAAAAAACGAUUUUUACUUCUUUAAAACGAUUUUUUACUUCUUUAAAACGAAGUUUAUUCCGAUUCAUAGAAAAAUAUUUAAUUACUCUUUCAAGUAUUUUUUCAUCCAUUCCCCAUUCUUCUAAUUCUACACCCGCUAAAGUAUUACCCGCGCAAAUAAGGACACCUCGCAGUUCAGGACGCAUCGUCCAUAACACAAGAUAUUUAAUUCGGACGGGUUAUGUCAGCGAUUGUAGAAAUAGAAACAAUUUCCACUUGGCUAGGCACUCUGUAUUCAGAAAAAAAAACAUGUGAAUUGCUUUAUAAAUAAGCGUAGACAAUUCCGAGCUUGCUGCCGUCCAUUGCUACUCGUGUAAAUGUUGUUGUUAAAUGUCUCCUUUCUAAAAUUAUACUUUUCUUAUAAAUAAAUUUAAAAAAACUUGUUAAAAAUCUAAGCGUUGUGCUUAUGAUAUUCUAUUAAAUAGUUACGUUCAUAUGUUUACGAGAUCGUUCAAAGUGUUAAAAUGCUUUAUAAAUACCCUUUACAUAUUUACCAGCUUGAUAAUUUUGGCGUUGAAAUUUUGAUCUUGGCUUCAGGACUAUAAUGAAAAAUAUUCAUAACUUACACUAUAAAACAGGUUACAAACGCAUCCAUGCAUGAAAACAUAGAAUAUGUUAAAGAAUGAAACAUUGAGUGCGUUUUGAAAGAUAUGGUGCUGUGUACAAGUAUUUUAAUUAGUUAUUGUUGUGUAAUUAAUUGAGAUUUAGUUACGAAAAGCGAGAAAUAGCUAGAGACGGCUUAGAUAUGAGUUUAGAAGAAUGUAGAACACUAGAAUAGGCGAUUGUGUUGUCCCUGAGAAAAAUCCCUGACAAAAAAGAGUAUAAAUUGGCAAACAGGCAUAAUUGUAUUUUCAAUACUGGCAAUGAGUAGGUACUUUUUCAAGUAGACCUGAUUGGUUAACAAAGUUAUUCUAAAUUCAACUGAUUGAUUUCAUAAAUAAUAACAUUCCCAAUGAGGGACUUUCCAAACUACUUUCCCCAAACCAAUAUAGAUGGCGUUGUACAAAUUUAAUGUGAUAAUUACCUAUUUUCUCAUUCCUCGGGUACAUAAUUAUUCAAAAAUACAAUUUACUGACAGAAGCAUCAUAUAAAAAUAAUAAUUACUUGAUUUUUGGAUCACAUUAGGGUGCUACCAGACCAAUCGAUCGAUCAUCGAUCGACGGCAUCGAUCAACGUCGAUCGAAGUUGAUCGACUGGUCUGGUAACUUUAAUUGAUCGACAGAUACUGUUCGAUUAAGCAAUCAAACGAUUGCCGGGCGAUGACAAUAAUCGAUCCGUCGGUCUGGUAGAAACUAUCGAUCGACGUCGACUAUUCCAUUCUACCAUCGAUCGAUGGUCGAUCGAUUGGUCUGGUAGAAGCUAUCGAUCGACGUCGACUAUUCUAUUCUACCAUCGAUCGAUGCUGUCGAUCGAUGAUCGAUCGUUUGGUCUGGUAGCACCCUUAUGUACCUAUAUGUAGAAUUAUGUUGCUACCUAUAUUGCUACUCUUUAUUUUGAUCAGAAUAAAACAAAGAUAACAGAUCCAUAUAUCCAUGAAACGAAGGAAAAUCUGUACCAACCCAUCUAUAUUGUUUUUGAGGUACGUAGCCUACGUAUUACGUACUCUAGAAAGUCCCUCAUUCGGUAAAAUGGGCCGUCUUUUACUCUUUUUUGGCAAAUUAUAAGCAACUAACUACUUAGUCGGAAUAUUCUACAGCUAGAUCAAAAGGUUAAAGUUACUCAUAAAAUAACAUCAAUUUUAAACAGUUGUUUUGAAAAUUAGAUAAAAAUAUUUUUUAUACUGUAAUAAUUCGGAAAUGAGGGCAAACCUCUUUUUUUUAAGUAUACAGGGUGUUAGUAACAUCGUAACGAAUACUGAGGGGGAUGAUUCAGACCAUGAUUCUGAGUUGAUAUCAAGUGGAAUUUUCCGUCGCAAAAUUCAUGAUUUUUUUUUUUAGUUUUUUAAAAUUAUUUUCAAUUCUAUACUUUUGCGAUGAAAAAUUCCACUUGAUAUUAACUCAGAAUAAUCAGCUGUUUCAUCCCCCUCAGUAUUCGUUACAAUCAUACUUACACCCCACACAAGUACAUACUGUACCCAUACAAGUAGGUAUGGGUGUUAGUGACACCGUAACGAAUACUGACGGGGAUGAUUCAGACCAUGAUUCUGAGUUGAUAUCAAGUGGAAUUUUCAGUCGGAAAAAUCAUGAAAAUUUUUGUUUUUCCUUUUAUUAUUUUCUGUUCCAUACUUUUGCGACGGAAAAUUCCACUUCAUAUCAUCUCAGAAUCAUGGUCUCAAUCAUCCCUCAAAGUUUUCGUUACGACGUCACUAACACCCUGUAUAAUUAACAAUAUCAUAACAACGUAAUACCACCGCUGAACCCAACAAGAGUUUAUCUCGGUGUUAAAUUGAGCUUAAUACGAGUCUCAUUUACUAGAUGGCGCCACAUUGACAUGAGGUCUAUGAAGGGUUCUAUACGUCGUCACGACAACUUAUAUGUGUAUUCAUAUUCGUUACCUACCUCCCUUAAAGUUGUGUACCUCCUUUGUUGCGAAUGAUACAACGAGAAUAGUUAGCAAUAAAAAAAAUGUAUGCGUUUGCCCCCAUUUCUCGAUUCAGCCAUUAAAUUCUAAACGCUUUUGCGCACUGUUUCUUCCAUAAUUUUCACUGCGAGUUGUUCUAAAACGAAUUAUGUACGUAAUUAUAAUAAAAAUAAAAUACAUUUAUGAAUAGACAACGGCUUUUACGCACUGUGAGAGGAUGUGAGUUUGUGAUGUUAUUGUGUACGGUCACGAGCAUUAAUAUGUUUACACUUGGGUACCACGUCACAUUAACUUUUUUGACAAAUUGAACUGUAGGUCUCACUAAAUGUCAAAUAUGUUAGUGCGACAGAGUCCUAAGGUGGGUACAUUAUAUUGCUCAUGACUGUACAAAGUUUAUUUCAGUGAAUGUUGUUCUAUAAUUAUGUUAAAACAUUCUUUUGUACCGUGAUUGAAAGCAUAAAGCAAUAUUAUUUUGUUUAUUAA
Molecule: messenger RNA, 6298 nt
Organism: Pectinophora gossypiella (pink bollworm)
Lineage: Eukaryota; Metazoa; Arthropoda; Insecta; Lepidoptera; Gelechiidae
Exons: 7
Coding region: 301-1131 (276 amino acids)
Source: RefSeq, a predicted model, not a curated record